Caenorhabditis bovis is the source of this 726-nucleotide messenger RNA. Lineage: Eukaryota; Metazoa; Nematoda; Chromadorea; Rhabditida; Rhabditidae. The record is from the annotation of a GenBank genome assembly.
AUGCCGAAACGCUCCUACAAUCCGUCGACAAGCGAAGAGGAUCGUAUUCCGAUUGUCGAGAAGCUUUACAGGGAAAACCAGGAGCCCGAUUUCAUCGGCGGCGGAUUUUGCGACGACGAUGAUGAGGUGCAAGAGCGACGAGAGCAGAUUGCCGAGCAUCGACAAAAGAAAGCCGACGCCGCAUUCAGCCAACUCCAAGCGCCCGACGAAUGCGAAAAAUGCGGAAAAAUGCUGUUGGACAGUUGGCUCUGGGAGCGCUAUUGUUGUGCGGUGUGCGAUUCGUGCAGAGACGACAAAGGAGAGCACAAAUUAAUGGCGCGAACCGACGUGAAGACAACCUAUUUGUUAAAGGAUUGCGAUUUGGAUUUGCGCAAACCGCCAUUAAGAUAUUGGUCGAAAAAGAAUCCCCAUAAUCCUCGAUACGGCGAUAUGAAGCUGUAUCUCAAGAAGCAAGUUGAAGCACGAGCGCUGGAAGUUCACGGGAGUUGGGAGCAGCUCGAAAUGAAGAAGGAGCUUCGCGCUCAAACCAAAGACGUCCGAUCCGAAAAACGAUUCGAGAAGAAGUUAAAAGAUUUACGGCAGCAGAUACGCGGCAAUUCCGGCGCACUCAUCGAGCCCACCAAACGCCAUAUUCAUUCGUUCGGCGCCGAAGUCCCCAUCGACGACGACACCUAUAAAAGGUCCUGCGACGAAUGCGGCUACGAAGAAACGUUCGAGAAGAUGUGA